AUAUGUUUCGACUUUCUUGCUAUCAAAAUUUUAAUGAAAAUCCAAUUAAUAUUAUUUACAAUAAUCUCAUUUGUAUCAUGUAUCAGAGAUAAGCGUGUGAUCACUAGAUUCCUGGAGUCGAGUUAUGGCGUCCAGCCCGUAGUCGUGAACGGAGACCCGGCAACUGCCGGACAAAUACCAUACUUCGCAUCAAUCAAAGAAGCAUUACGUUGGUAUAAGAUGAACAGCGCAUUAUGGAAAAGCUUCUGUGGUAGUACCAUUAUCGCUGCCAACAAAGUAUUAACCGCUGCACAUUGCUUCGAAGUUAACAAUUAUAAAUAUUACCAAAACCCACAUCUUCUCCGUGUAGUCGCCGGCAGUAUUAGGAACUACAUGAUGCAUUCAGGCGAAGAAGAAACAAGCAAUUACAACCAAUGGCGUAGAAUAAAAAAAGUCAUUAUCCACGCAUCAUUUAAAUUUCCAGCGAACGAUAUUGCUUUAGUAUUCGUUAAUAAUUUUACUUUCACACCUUUCGUGACAUAUGCAACACCAGCCACAGCUGAUAUGGAUUACGCUAGACUAUGUAUGGCCGCAGGGUUCGGGAAGACUGGUCAUGAUAUGUCAAACGAAGCGUCCCACGUGUUAUUAGUUGCUAAAAUCGAUUUAUUAUCUAAAUGGAUGUGUUCUAACCGCUGGUUAUCAGAUAUGAGUAAUUUCAUUUGUUCCGAUGCGCAGUCGGCAGAUGUCGCUAGAGGUGAUUCGGGAGGGCCUCUAGUCUGCAAAGGGACCUUGGAUCCUGCGGAGAGAUCGGAUAGGGACCUUCUAGUGGGGAUAGUCAGCGGUAAAGACGUGGAUAGGACUACAAUAUAUACCCGAGUAUCUGCUUAUAAAGACUGGAUAGAAAGAGGCAACAGUCAUCGAUUGAAAACUAACAUUUUUCUUAUAAUUACAAGUUUUCUUACACUAUAUGUAUUAUUUUUGUUUCCAAAGCCUACUUGA
Molecule: messenger RNA, 978 nt
Organism: Papilio polytes (common Mormon)
Lineage: Eukaryota; Metazoa; Arthropoda; Insecta; Lepidoptera; Papilionidae
Product: chymotrypsinogen A
Exons: 1
Coding region: 34-978 (314 amino acids)
Biological process (GO): proteolysis
Molecular function (GO): serine-type endopeptidase activity
Source: RefSeq, a predicted model, not a curated record